AUAGGAAUAGCUUGGGUUGUUAAACAGGGGCUCGGGCCUCAGUCCGCGGUCUUGAGUUGAGCAACCUUUCGGGAUCCAACGUGAUUCAUUGUGCCAAUACACCUACGCAAGCUGGACGUUCGUCAUGGGCGACAGCAGAGAUUCUCGCAGUCCAGACAGCUCCUCUGUGUCGUCACCACCUUCAGGCCAGCGUUCACCCCCACUGGCUUCCUUAGCAGCUGCCAUGACCUCAUUGCCUCCUAUUACCUCAGCGGUCAACAGUCCCAUUAGUAGCAUAGGAUCACCCUUCUCUGUCAUCAGUUCUUCACUGGGCUCCCCAUGCCUACCUGGGACACCCUCCGUGGGCUAUGGCCCUAUCAGCAGUCCCCAAAUCAAUUCCACUGUGUCAAUGUCUGGUCUACAUGCUGUUAGCAGUUCAGAUGAUGUAAAGCCACCGUUUGGCCUGAAGCAACUUUCGAGCCACAGUCCUGGACCCACGCUUUCUCAGAAACGCCUUUGUGCAAUUUGUGGUGACCGCUCCUCUGGUAAGCACUAUGGUGUGUACAGCUGUGAGGGAUGUAAGGGCUUUUUUAAGCGCACUGUGAGAAAGGACUUGAGCUACACUUGCAGAGAUAACAAGGACUGUAUGGUCGACAAGCGCCAGAGGAACCGUUGCCAGUACUGCCGCUACCAGAAGUGCCUGGCUAUGGGCAUGAAGAGAGAAGCCGUUCAGGAAGAGCGUCAGAGGAACAAAGAGCGAGAUGGGGAAGCGGAGUCUACCAGUGCAGUGAAUGAAGAGAUGCCAGUAGAAAAGAUUCUGGAAGCAGAAAUGGCUGUGGAACAGAAAACAGAAAUGCAUUCUGAUGGAAGCUCAGUGGCCAGCUCUCCAAAUGAUCCUGUCACUAAUAUCUGCCAGGCAGCUGACAAACAGCUCUUCACUCUUGUGGAGUGGGCCAAGAGGAUCCCACAUUUCUCAGAACUGCCUUUGGAUGAUCAGGUCAUCCUCCUGCGUGCUGGCUGGAAUGAGUUGCUGAUCGCUUCAUUUUCCCAUCGCUCCAUCACAGUAAAGGACGGCAUUCUGUUGGCCACUGGUCUCCAUGUUCACAGGAACAGUGCACACAGUGCAGGUGUUGGAGCUAUCUUUGACAGGGAGAGUGCGCACAAUGCAGAGGUUGGGGCCAUAUUUGACAGGGUGCUAACUGAACUAGUGAGUAAAAUGAGAGAUAUGCAGAUGGACAAGACUGAGUUGGGCUGUCUGAGAGCCAUCAUCCUUUUCAACCCAGAUGCAAAGGGGCUGUCCAGCCCGAGUGAGGUGGAAUUGCUCAGAGAAAAAGUCUAUGCAUCUCUGGAGGCUUAUUGCAAGCAAAGAUACCCUGACCAGCAGGGCAGGUUUGCCAAGCUUCUCCUCCGGUUGCCAGCCCUGCGAUCCAUUGGCUUAAAGUGCUUGGAGCACCUGUUCUUUUUCAAGCUGAUUGGUGACACUCCAAUCGACACCUUCCUUAUGGAGAUGCUGGAGGCUCCCCAUCAGCUGACCUAAUGUGGACUGAACUCAACCCACUUAAAUCCGGUUUGCACCAGGGUUUACCAGCUUCUUGGACUUUGGGGCUUCACUGUGUCUCCUAGUUAAAUCUCCAGCUCAUACCAUCCUUUAUUCUGUCCUCCUUUUUUCCCCCCUUACUGCUUUGUUGCCUAUGCUGGAAUAGCCCUAAAAAGAUUUUAAGCUGUUGGAAAAUUAAGCAAAAAAACAUGCAAUUUCUGGUUAAGACUUUACACAGGGAAGCAUUCAUACAGGUUAUGAAGCAUAUCUUAAGAUAGGCUUCAGUUUUCGAUGUUAUCUUCCAAUUUUAGAGCUCCUGUAUUGACAGUAGUGUUCAUGUGUUUUGUUUAUUUUUACAUGCUACACAAAAGCAGUUCAAAUUAAUUGACCAAAUGCAUAGCUGUAUUGACCACAGCAUGAAAUUUCAUUAGAUAAACUUUCAUAUAACAUCCCUAUUGGCUACGAAAUUAAGCGCAGACAAUGCCCAUUUGCAGGCUCUUUAUCUUACAUGCCAUUCUGGGGCUUAUGCACUGUAUGUGCUGUACUCAUGGAAUGAGUGCAUUGGAAUGCGGCAUGGAAAAUUCAGGAUCUUGUAGUCUGGCCUUGUUUAUGCACAAAAUGUAUGUGGGAUGAUUUUACUGUGUUGGAUUUAUUUUUGCUUAUAUCCAGCGGAGGGUAAAAAGUAGAGCUGGGCACUAUGACAAAAAUCAAAUAGCGUGAUACUUUGUAUGAUACAUGAUAUGUCACGAUAUUUAUUUUUUAAGGCAUCUGGUCAGUUGGAACAGAGAAAAAAGAACCAGUAGUGUUACAUUAAAAAAAAUCCUAUCAAAAACUGUGAACACAUUUGAUAUGAUUUUUAUCCCAUAUUUGGCGUACUUGUGUUGCACUAAAUCCGGUUAAAUGGGGCUAAUUUUGCUCUGGUUAUAAUGAACGAUGCAGUUCGUCAGUGUUCACGAUAUCCACAGUAUGGUCAGAAAAUCAUAACGUACUCUUUUGUGACAAUUUAUUGUGAGAAUGAUACAUGUUGUCAUAUUGCCCAGCCCUAGCAAAAAGGCACAGUGAGAAUUUUGUAGAAAUUUUUGAAUGGGUUGUUUUGGUUUUUUGCAGUUUAUUCUGUAAGAACUGACUGUGAUCUACAGAUCUGUUUAGCUUCACAGUUCCAGGUGUCUCCAUAUGUCUCUCAUGUGGUCCAUUGCUUGGAUUCUUAAAAAAGAACUAGAAAUAACUUGACCCCAGAGACAUACAGUGUGUUUGUCGAUCGGUCACGGACCAACAGGGGUGACCAGCUUCUUUCUUUCCAAAGAUAUCUACUCUGCUGGUGGUAUACUACUGACUGUGUUUAACCUGAUGUAGGAACAAGCCUUAUGAAGGACAUUCAUGAUGGAUCUGUGAAAGGUUAUUUUCUACAUUCUAUCUAUAUUGAUGUCUGUGCAUUUUUCACAUUUGCCAAAACCCCAUAGCCAGAUUCACUUAUGGAUUAUUAAGCAUUUGGAGUAUCUGGUGUUAAUUUUUGAUAAGAGUAAUUAUUCUGUAAUCAGGAGUUAAAACCAGCAUCUGUCACAGUCUAUGCAUUUGAGGAAUACAUGCAUGAGAUGGCACAAUCUUGCACUUCCUCGUGUGCACAAUCCACGAACAAAGUGCUUGCCAACUAUAAGUGUACAUGGAGGAGUGUUGAUGCACAUUCUAAACUCUUGGAAAGGUGUACUAGUUGUAAGAAAAAAAGAAAAAAAUCAUGUAUAUAAAUGACCAUUCUACAGACUAUAUGUCAUGCAAGCAAAGCAAUCUCUUCAUACCAGGUGCUUUUACUCCUGAAAGUUUGGAAGCACAGGCCAAGCCCAGAAUUAUUUAUUUGAUUUUGUAGUUAAUAAAUGAUAUUUUAGUGGAUAGAAUGGAGCACGGCUGUCCAGCUCUUGUCCUGCUGGGCUUCUGUCUAGCAGAGUUUGGCAGUACCCCUGCUUUUGGUUUUAAUGGCUUUAAUAUGGAGUCAUAUGUAUUCAUACAUACUAGAAUUCGUCACUCGUCUGCAACUCCAUAAAUCUCCCAUUACGUUUGUAAACAUGUAGAGAAAUUUAUGUUUGUCUCAAAAAGAAAAAAGAUUGUGCAGUGAGUUUCAUCUGCUAGUACAGUUAGUGCAAAGUUCCCCCAUUGUUUUCAGAAGCCUGGUCAAGCAGUGGUCUAUCAGCAACUUCUGGUUAAUUUGCCAUUCUUUGCUUUGAAUUUUCAUCAGGGGCACAUUUUACAUCCUUUGGUAUCAUUUUUCCUAUUCUUUGUGUGACAGUUGCCCUUCUGGCUUCCAAAAAUCCUUCAUGUCUGUUGUAUUCUUUUUUUGUUUUUUUAAUAUUGCCAGUGCUAGAAUUUUUUACUGUCCUCUAUUAAACAGUGGUACUGUAAUAUCUUCAUCCUUGUGAUUAAGUUCUUCGUGGGAAGGAUGUGUAGUUAAACAUACAAAUUUUGUGGACAUUGGUGCAUUGUUGGAUGUGUUAUUUUGAAUAUAUCCACUUUGUUCUGUGUGAAAGUUUGUUUUCGAGCAGUACCCUAUACCCAAUCAGCUUGCAAUAACACAGAAAGUGAUCAAAGUUGUAAGGUGGAGCUUUGACUAAGGUGGACUGUUUAACCAGACUAAAAAUUUUCUUGAAGUGCAGUGGCCGUCAACAUCCGUUACUUGUUUAGGAUUUGCUGAGCUUGAUUAUGUUGUUCUCUCAUGGAUCACCCUGACUGUUUUUUUGGGGGGAAAGCACAGCUAUCUUUUUUUUCUACAAAAUAAACAGUCCUGUGAUAUACCUGAAAUUAUAUAGUAGUGCCAGCCAUGCAGGUGUCAAAAAAUUUCUCUGCAUACUGCACAAGGGUGCUGUGUUAAAACGAUAAUUUAAGAAGGAUGAAAUCAUGUUGAAAAUUGUGCUCCAAAAUCAAGGAAUGCACCAUUUUAAUUUUAUAUUUUUUAAACAUUUUCCUCCUUCUUUGCUAUGUCUCUUAUGUGGAAAGUCCUUCUGAGCAUGUCCUGAAAUAUGCAAACUGUGAACCAGCGAGAAAUUGAGGGUGGUUUUAUAUUUCUCAGUGUAUGAGCCUGUUUAAGGCAGCAACAGUACGUUAGUAGAGGAAAUACAAAGCUAUAAAUCAAUACAGCAGAAACAGUUUUCCGAGCCCUAACCUUAAAACUGAAGUUGUUCCGCCAUUGCACAUAUUGAAUGGCAAUACCCAAGACGGAAAACCUCCCUUUUACAAUUUGCUCACUGAGGACAAACGAAUUAAAAUGUGACAGACAGUUGACAGCGCUGGCUAUGAGAUAUAAGAGGAAAAAAAAUCUUAUAUUUAAAACAAGACGGCUUCUCCCGGUAUUGCCAAGCUAUUUUGUGCAUUCUGAGUGUUUGCGUAUUAAAGUGCACAAAAAUCACUUACGAUCAUUUCAGACGUCUAUUUCCGCGACACAGCCUUUAACAGACUCUGGCAGUUCUAUUAAUGAUGGGCUGUACGGUGACUGAAGAUGUUUUUCCUGUUGUAUCAUGUCUAAAUAAAGGUUUAAAUAUUGUAGAU
This is a messenger RNA of Colossoma macropomum (tambaqui), 5047 nucleotides long. RefSeq names its product retinoid x receptor, beta a (gene rxrba). NCBI's taxonomy places the organism in Eukaryota, Metazoa, Chordata, Actinopteri, Characiformes, Serrasalmidae. The transcript is spliced from 11 exons. Gene Ontology annotation, biological process: positive regulation of transcription by RNA polymerase II; response to retinoic acid; retinoic acid receptor signaling pathway. Gene Ontology annotation, molecular function: zinc ion binding; nuclear steroid receptor activity; retinoic acid-responsive element binding. The coding region runs from base 125 to 1516 and encodes 463 amino acids. Gene Ontology annotation, cellular component: RNA polymerase II transcription regulator complex; nucleus. The record is from RefSeq and is a predicted model, not a curated record.